Molecule: messenger RNA, 2425 nt
Organism: Dendrobium catenatum
Lineage: Eukaryota; Viridiplantae; Streptophyta; Magnoliopsida; Asparagales; Orchidaceae
Product: protein NPG1
Exons: 5
Coding region: 266-2359 (697 amino acids)
Molecular function (GO): protein binding
Source: RefSeq, a predicted model, not a curated record
CUCUUCGUCCCCCGCGAUGUGCGAUCUCGUCCUUCUCCUAAUUACAAUUGUUCAUAUAAUAGUCAGCACUCGCGUCUCCGCCGCAAAGGGCCGCAGAAGCUCCCUAUUCUUAGAACUCGCUCCUCUUCUCCACUUCUGUUUUAACGAAACGCCAAUCCGAUCUGAUCUUUGUUCGAUCUCUCUGCCCCGAAAUCGGUUCGGCAUCUGGCUCGAUCGGAUGCGACUGAAGGGAGAAGAAGGAGGCGGCGGCGGCGGAGAGUAGCUAAUGGGGGGAGGAGAGGAGGGGAUUGAGAUGCUGAUGACGGUGCGAGAGUUGUCGGCGAAUGGCCGAUCGGUGAACGCGUCGGAGAUCGAGGCGAUGCUUGAUGAGGGCAAAAUCGAGGAUGCAGAGUCCUUGCUCCGCGAGAGCCUUGCACUCAAUUUCGAGGAGGCAAGGGCCCUUAUUGGGAGGCUCGAAUACCAGAGAGGCAACAUAGAAGCAGCACUUAGAGUAUUUUAUGGAAUAGAUCUUGGAGCUGCGAUAGAGCGCCUGCAACAUUCUUUAUCUGAGAAGCUUUCCUCAAGGAGAGCUCGUUCUCGUGGUGAAUCAUUGCACAUGAAUUCGCAGACUGGUACCAUUCUUGUUCUUGAAGCAAUAUAUUUGAAAGCUGCGUCUCUGCAAAAGAUUGGCAAAGCCAAUGAUGCUGCUCAGGAAUGUAAUUAUUUACUUGAUGCUGUGGAGAAGAUGUUUCAGAAUGGUGCUCCUGAACUUUUGGCUGACAUUAAGUUGCAAGAAACCAUUAGUAAGGCUGUAGAGCUACUUCCAGAACUAUGGAAACAAGCUGGAAAGAUUAAAGAGUCUCUCGCCGCUUACCGGCGAGCUCUUCUUAAUCAAUGGAAUCUGGAUGAUGAGAGCUGUGCAAGGAUACAAAAAAGAUUUGUAGUACUACUGUUAUAUGGUGGGGUAGAAGCCGGUCCUGCAAGCUUGGUUACACAAAAUGAUGGUAUGUUCAUACCGGAGAAUAAUACUGAAGAGGCCAUUUUACUUUUAUUGAUGCUAUUAAGGAAAUGGCACCUUGGCAAGAUCCAAAAGGAUCCUUCUGUGAUGGAGCAUCUUACUUAUGCACUCUGUAUAUGUGAUCAAACUUCUUUGCUAGCAAAACUGUUUGAAGAACUUGAACCUGGAACAUAUCUUCGCAGCGAUAGAUGGACUACUUUGGCUUUUUGUUAUAGUGGAGCUGGACAGGGCAUGGCUGCCUUGAAUUUGUUGAGGAAGAUCAUAAACAAGCAUGAAAGACCAAAUGACAUUUUGGCAUUAUUAUUAGCUGCUAAGAUUUGCAGCAAGGAUUGCCUUCUUGCUUCCGAGGGGGUAGGAUAUGCACGGAGGGCUGUAGAAAAUGCACAGGGAGUUAAUGCGCAUCUAAAAAGUGGAGCUCUUCAUUUUCAAGGGAUUUGUUUCAGCAAACAAGCCAAAGGUGCUUCCUCAGAUCUUGAAAGAUCAAGUUUGCAAGCGGAAGCCUUGAAGUCUUUAGAAGAGGCAAUUGUUUAUGACCGAAAUAAUCCUGAUCUUAUAUAUGACCUUGGCCUUGAAUAUGCAGAACACCAUAAUAUGAAUGCUGCAUUGAAAUGUGCAAAGGAGUUCAUUGAUGCUACAGGUGGAUCGAUACCGCAAGGAUGGCGAUUGCUUGCAUUGAUUUUAUCUGCGCAGCAACGGUACACAGAAGCUGAAGUUGUCAUAGAUGCAGCAUUGGACGAGACUGCAAAGUUGGAGCAAUUGCAGUUACUUGGAAUAAAAGCAAAACUAAAAGUUGCUCAAUCUUUGCAUUUGGAUGCAGUAGAAACAUACCGAAUCCUGCUUGCUCUUAUUCAAUCCGAAAGAAAGUCAUCUGGACCACCCACAACUAGUUCUCAGAUUGUUGAUUAUAAGUCCAACGAAUUUGAGAUCUGGCAAGGUCUCGCAAAUCUGUACUCUAAACUUUCUCACUGGAAGGACGCUGAAAUAUGCUUAGAGAAGGCCAGGGAAUUGCAGCCUUAUUCUGCUUCUCCACUACUAACUGAAGGUUGCAUGUAUGAAGCACUUGGUGAGGCAAAUCUAGCAAUGGCAGCCUACAGCAAUGCUCUACAAAUUGAUGGUAGCCAUGCAUCUUGCAAGGUAGCAAUUGGUGCUCUUCUAUGGAAGUCUGGCUCCAAAUCACUUGCUGCAGCAAGAUCAUUCCUUUCUGAUGCUUUGAGGCUCGAACCGACUCAUCGUAUGGCCUGGUAUUACUUAGGCAUGGUCCAUAAGCAUGAUGAGAGAUUCAGUGAUGCUGCAGAUUGCUUCCAGGCGGCUUCAUUGCUAGAACAAUCUGAACCUGUUGAGAGCUUCAGUUCUCUUUCAUAAGCCAUAUAGUUUCUGGCUAAUCUAUUUAUUUACUUUAUAUCAAUGAAAUCAAUAUUUUUUUAACUA